Messenger RNA from Paramecium tetraurelia, 1317 nucleotides. RefSeq lists its product as uncharacterized. Lineage: Eukaryota; Ciliophora; Oligohymenophorea; Peniculida; Parameciidae. The transcript has a single exon. The record is from RefSeq and is a predicted model, not a curated record.
AUGAGUUAGAAUAUUGAUUAAUUUUUGAAAUUUUUCGUAUUCGAAGGAACGCAAAGUAUCACUAAAAUUCUAAAUUUAAAAUAACUCUAGUUUGCAAAUCCCAGACUCAUAAAACGAUAAUAACCUAAUCACUUUGAACUUGCUGAAUUAAACAAGAAAUCAAAAUUAAUAUCAGAGAAUGUAUAAUUAUUUUCUAAUAAGGCUUUUGAUGUAGUUUCAGAAUUUUAUAUCUUAUUAAAGCAAUGCAAAUUUGAAAAUGUGAGUACUAAAAUAAUAUUCAAUUAUAUGUUGAGUUUGCAGUUAAAAAGAAAUUAUAUCGAUUGUCUUCAUUUGAAUACCACUGACAAGAAUUAUAUUAUAAGUGUAGAUAUUAUUCCAGAAUACAAAGAAUAAAUUAUUAGAUAAAUGUAUAGUUUUGUUAAUUGGGUUGUUCUUUAUUAGAAGGGAUAGAUUACUUGUGGGGAAUUUAAAACAGAUUACUAAGAUUAUGCCCAUAUACAAAUCUUUGAAAACUAAAAGAAAUUAAUCUUAGUUAUAGGAUAUAACAAAUUAGAGUCUGAACUAUUUUUAUCCCUAAACUUAGUAAGAAACUAAAACUAUUUGAGAAACCAUUUAUCAUUAUUAAAUAUACCUGAAUGUAGAUAGGAUACAUUUUGUUCAAUUCUAUACCAUUUUGUGUCUAUUAUCAGAAAGAUGUUAAGAUUCUCAGAUACAAAAAGAUAUGAUUCUGAAUUAAGAUAACUUAUAUCUGCAAAUGCUUCGAUUUUGAUAGAACAUCCAGAAAAAUAAAAACAUAUUCCAUAUUUAGGAACAUUCAAUCAUUGUGACUUUGUGCUCUUUGAUUUUAAGGUAGCUAAUCAAUUAGAAUUUGAUAAAAGACUUAAAAAUUUUUAAUAUCAAAAAGAAUUAAUAAUGUCCAUUAUUAUCAAUCUAAAGACUCUCUAUGUAAAAUCUAAAGAUGAUAUGUCGUACUCUUUUGUGCUUUCUGGAUAAUAUUUGCUUGUCACAUUUUAGUAUAAUAUUGAUGGGGCAAUUUUAUUGAAAGAAGGGGAAUUGAGAAACAAAUUAAUUUCAGAAUGCUAUGAAUUUGUGGAAUAGGAUUUCGAAUAUGGAAUAAAGAAAAUAAUAAUAACAAACCAAGAGAAAAAUUAAAAAAAGGAAGAAACUUUGAAAUCAUAAAGAAAUUAAAAGAUUGCUGAUCUAAUAACAACCUCAGUUAAUACAGCAUUCUCAUGGUAUGAUUACGCCAAAUCGGUUAAUUUAACAAACAAACCACAACAACUAGCAAACAAAUCGCUUACUCCAAGAAGACAAUGA